UUUUAAAAAAGAAAUCAUUCGCGAUUGACUUCAUCCCAGAAAAUCCAAUUCUCCCACCUUGUUGUCAACCGCAAAUCUACCAAUCACCAUGGCCUCAGCACUCGCUAUCGGAUCAGGCGUCGCAGUCGCUGCCUUCCUCGGCCGCGCAGGACUUGUCGCAUGGCGGCGAUCCCGGGGUGGCGUUGGAGCGCUGGGCAAAGCAUUCUACAAGGGCGGUUUUGAGCCGCGCAUGACAAAAAAGGAGGCAUCGUUGAUAUUAUCCCUCCAGGAGGGGUCUCUUAGCAAGGAAAAGGUCCGAAAAGCCCACCGAACACUCAUGCUCCUGAAUCAUCCCGAUCGAGGUGGAAGCCCGUACCUAGCCACCAAAGUAAACGAAGCAAAAGAGUUCCUGGAGAAAAAUGGAUAGCAUUUUGGAUGCUGCCUAUACAGCUUGUAAAGUGGUCACGGUCAUGCCCUGACUAAGAAAAAAAGAAAUGUAAAUUACUAAAGCAUACAGGGAGCGAUGGCGUUCGGGGCAUGAUUUAAUAUGGGCCAUUGCAUUGGGUCAUGUAUCGAUUGUGCACUCUACCUUCAAUACAAAUCCAGCCCUCUCGGGCGAAAUCUCUUCUCGACCGACCUUUUGACAGUAAAUCAUCGUGGGGAUGACAUUAAAAGGGGGGGCAAUAGACGAAAAUUAGCAAGAGUUCAUUGGGAGUUGGAUAUUUAGACUCCGAAAGGUAGAACGAUCCACACCUAUAGCCAGGGUAAACUCCGUAGUAGUACAUCCUCAAAGGGCAACAUGUAUUUGGGAUGAUUUUCCGGUGAAGCCCUAUCCUAUAGUUUACGACAAGAGGGUGCAGUGUCGAGGAUGAGCAUGGUGUGUGGAUAGUAUUCUCAGUGAUAUCUAUUCGCCAUCCCGAAAUUUGAGCACUCGAGUCACUAAACCUGCUCGGGUGACUUCUGGGGGAGACCUCCAUCGUCCUUUUCACCUUCGCUCCAGUCUUCAUCGCGUUCUUCGUUUCGGUGAU
This is a messenger RNA of Hypoxylon fragiforme, 1007 nucleotides long. RefSeq lists its product as uncharacterized. NCBI's taxonomy places the organism in Eukaryota, Fungi, Ascomycota, Sordariomycetes, Xylariales, Hypoxylaceae. Bases 89 to 406 code for a protein of 105 amino acids. Gene Ontology annotation, cellular component: PAM complex, Tim23 associated import motor. Gene Ontology annotation, biological process: protein import into mitochondrial matrix. Gene Ontology annotation, molecular function: ATPase activator activity. The transcript is spliced from 5 exons. The record is from RefSeq and is a predicted model, not a curated record.